Staurois parvus is the source of this 316-nucleotide messenger RNA. The record is from the annotation of a GenBank genome assembly. Lineage: Eukaryota; Metazoa; Chordata; Amphibia; Anura; Ranidae.
GUUUUAGUAAAUAACCCCCAUUGUGAGAAAAACAAGAAAAAAAAAUAUUCUGAACCAAUAGAUUGCAGACACAGUACAGGAGAUGACCAGAGACUGCAGACACAGUACAGGAGAUGACCAGAGACUGCGGACAUAGUACAGGAGAUGACCAGAGACUGCGGACACAGUACAGGAGAUGACAAGAGACUGCGGACGUAGUACUGGAGAUUACCAGAGACUGCGGACACAGUACAAGAGAUGGCCAGAGACUGCAGACACAGUACUGGAGAUUACCAGAGACUGCGGACACAGUACUGGAGAUGACCAGAGACUGCGG